CUAUCCGUUCCUUCCCCAGCGCCGCCGCCUUCCCCCCACCCCCGUUCCUUCCCAAGCGCCGCCUCACGAGUCACUACGACCCUACCCUCGCCGACGUCAACCCCGCGCUCCAUCGCCUUCUAUGGCCUGUGUAGCUUUGGUCUAGCCGGCCGGCCCCGCUAGCCCAUCGGAUUUCCGUGGAGCAUUUCUGGGGCGGUCGCUUCGGCUCGCUUCCCUGCGAUGAAUUGAGGAGUGGAGUGGAUAUGUUGGGCGUAUCAUCCCUCCGCUUCGCUGCUCUUCGUUGCCACGCCUCCGCCACGGCUUGCGGCGGAAAUACCUCGCCUGCGGAUGUAGGUUGGCUUUCGUUUCAUGUGCCGGAGCAGGAGGUGGACGAAGUUGACACAGCACCGCCGGAGAAUAUGCACAAGUGGAGGAUGGUGAUCGCCUAUGACGGGACAAAGUUCAAAGGUUGGCAGUAUCAGCCAUCAUGUCCAACCAUACAAUGCUUUUUAGAGAAUGCUCUGAUACGCAUAACUAAGCUGGAUCGGAAGAAGCUAUGCUUGGUUGGUGCAGGCAGGACAGAUACAGGUGUUCAUGCAUGGGGUCAGGUGGCACAUUUCACUACACCCUUUGCUUAUGAUUGCCUCGAUAGCAUUCAUUCUGCAAUCAAUGGACUUCUUCCUCCUGAGAUUCGAGUAAGGGAAAUCAGUGCUGCACGUCCUGAUUUCCAUGCUCGUACAUCCACAAAAAGCAAAAUCUAUCACUACAAGAUCUAUAAUGAAGCAAUCAUGGAUCCCUUUCAUAAUUUUUAUGCUUAUCAUAGUGCUUACAAACUUAAUCCGCAUGCCAUGCGACAGGCUGCAAAACACUUUGUUGGCAUCCAUGACUUCACAUCUUUUGCUAAUGCAGCACAUAAUGAUCGUGAACGCAGUCCUGUAAAGAAGAUAACACGCUUUGAUGUUACUGAAAUGGGUGCUGUCUUACAGCUUGAGGUUGAAGGCACUGGUUUUCUGUACAGACAAGUGAGGAACAUGGUAGCUUUGCUGCUUCAAGUUGGAAAGGAAGCCCUGCCUCCUGACAUUGUUCCAAAGAUAAUUGCGGCAAGGGACCGCAAAGAACUAGCGAAGGUGGCCUUGUCAGCACCACCACAUGGAUUGUAUCUCAUGUCGGUUAACUAUGACAAGGAAAUCCUGAAGGCCCCUGAAGGUUCUCCUCCAAUUUCUUUCGGUAGGACCCACCAGCUUAGUAAAUGCAAACUUACAUUUUAUUAGCUUUUGUAUUACUGAAUAGCUAUCUGCCAGAAAUGUACCAUAUUUUAGUUUCUUUUGGAUCCAAUAGUUUCCUUGAACUGUCAACCACAGGACCUGAAUGCCUGCUAGUUUCUGGGUACAGGAUUUGAUCAUGGUACCCUAACAAAUUUUCUCUUUACACUCA
Messenger RNA from Panicum virgatum (switchgrass), 1413 nucleotides. Its product is annotated as tRNA pseudouridine synthase A 1. Gene Ontology annotation, biological process: tRNA pseudouridine synthesis. The transcript is spliced from 6 exons. Bases 243 to 1250 code for a protein of 335 amino acids. The record is from RefSeq and is a predicted model, not a curated record. Gene Ontology annotation, molecular function: RNA binding; pseudouridine synthase activity. NCBI's taxonomy places the organism in Eukaryota, Viridiplantae, Streptophyta, Magnoliopsida, Poales, Poaceae.